AUGUCAAGAAGAUACGAUUCUAGAACCACUAUAUUCUCACCAGAAGGUAGAUUAUAUCAAGUUGAAUAUGCACAAGAAGCUAUAUCAAUGGCAGGUACAGCUAUAGGUAUAUUAUCUACAGAAGGUGUAGUAUUAGCUUGUGAAAAGAAAGUGACUUCAAAAUUAUUAGAUGAUGAUGGAAGUGCAGAAAAAUUAUAUAUUAUAAAUGAUCAAAUGUUAUGUGCUGUUGCAGGUAUGACAGCUGAUGCUUCUAUUUUAGUUAAUAAUGCUAGAGUAGCAGCUCAGAGGUACCUCAAGACUUACAACGAGCAAAUACCUUGUGAAAUGUUAAUUAAUAAAGUAUGUGAUAUAAAACAAGGUUAUACACAACAUGGUGGUUUAAGACCAUUUGGUGUUAGUUUUUUAUAUGCUGGAUAUGAUGAUAGAUAUCAAUUUCAAUUAUUUACUUCAAAUCCAAGUGGAAAUUAUAGUGGUUGGAAAGCAACAAGUAUUGGAGCAAAUAAUUCAGCGGCACAAACUUUAUUAAAAAAAGAUUAUAAAGAUGAAAUUUCAUUAAAAGAAGCUUGUGAAUUAGCUAUAAAAGUUUUAUCAAAAACAAUGGAUGCAUCAAAUAUAAAUAGUGAAAAAUUAGAAUUUGCAACUUUAAGUUUAAGUUCAAAAGAAGAAGGUAAAAUUAUACAAAAAAUUUGGAAUGAUAAAGAGAUUGACUUAUUAAUUAAAACAACUGGAGUUUUAAAUGACAAAUCAACAGGAGAUGAAUGA
Molecule: messenger RNA, 762 nt
Organism: Insectozyma verbasci
Lineage: Eukaryota; Fungi; Ascomycota; Pichiomycetes; Serinales; Debaryomycetaceae
Source: the annotation of a GenBank genome assembly